GAAACAUCACAAAUUAUAACCUACAAAAACUGACAUUUGAGGUGAUAAGAUUCGCCUCAAAUGUGUCCAUUUCACGAAUAAAAGCAGCAUGGAUGAGCCCGUUCCUUCAAAUUCUACAGCAGACGAUGACGAAGUUAUUAAAGAGAUUCCAAUUUUCAACUCAACCCGCUUACCAAAUAAUUUAUUCUUACUGCGAUAUCCCCUACUGUCAAAAAAGUGCCCUAAUGAACUCACUCUCCGACGUGGACUUUUUAAACCGAACAAUCAAGAGCUUGAGUUGGAAAUGUGCAUCGACGUAGAAUCGUCGAAUUUUGACAGUGAUAGAGCCGAAUUAAUUGCCCAGGAGGUCGACGGGGCACCAGAGAACCGCAAAUCUACGACUAAAGUUCAUUUCGAAAAUGACUUAGUUGAUAAAGUAUGCCUUAAAUCAACACCGCCCGUGAAGGAACCGAGCAAAUACGCCGCUUUGACGUUCUCUGGCAAGGAGAUACAUCUAACGACACUUAGGAAUAUAUUUGAAUUCCGACCUUCAUUUAUGUAUUUAGAUAAGGGCUCGAGGAAACGCAAAGACACCGAGCAUAAUGACUUGAGUGACGAAGAAGAACCAGGACCCAGUACCGCAGAAGCGGUCACUGUGAAGUUCAAACAAAGUGAUGAUCGGUGGAAGAAAUCAAAGGACUUUAAGACUUUGCAAACAAAAAGUGCCUACGAAGCUUUUAUUUUCUGCGAGGUUCAUCCAGAAAGCAGUUCUCUAAGUAAAGUGGAAAAAUUGAAGUUGAUGGCCGAAAACACUGAGCCGAGGGGGCAGGCUAUGAAUUUGACGGACGCGGAGUAUGUUAGGGUGCUGGUUCCGGAGGACGAAGGGCAAGGAACAACCGAGCCAUCUUCUCGAUUUUUCAUUAUUUAAAUUUUUCGACUUUCCGAUUUUUCCAUAUCCCGGCGGGCGGGGCUAAAUUGAGCUUUUUUCUAAUUUUACGAGCAAUCAGUAGCCCCACCCACCCCUUCUUUGUUCCAGUGACUACUCUAAAUAUUGUUCAGUCCUACCUUAACAAGUUUUAGCCCCGCCCACCCACCCUUUUUUUUCUUUGAGGAUAUGUCAUUUACCAAAAUCAAUCUUAUCUUAACAAGUACUAGCACCGCCCACCCGCCCUUUAUUUUCUUAGAGGAUAUGUCGUUUACCACACUCAGUCUUAUCUUAGCAAGUACUAGCCCCGCCCAUCACGCUGUUCUCAUUCUAACGAUUUUAUCUCUUUCCUUGGGCUCCACCUUUCACUCGGGCUAGACAAAAUGAAUCACUGAAAUGGAGGCGGGGUGGGUGGGUGGGGCUAAUUAUGUUCUUCUGUCGAAACAACUUGAGACUUUUAGACCUUUUUUAUUACUGCCCGAGCAUAACGUAACGAAGUAUUUUAAACGAGUCCAUGGGCCGACUGACUACUUUCAUGUUUUCCCUACGAUUCAUAACCUCGAGAGUACGAAAAAUAGAUCUCCGUUCCCGUCCGUCCAUUCGGCUGUCUGUCUAUUUGUCUGUAGUCUGUCCAGAUUUUUAUUAGACAGAUAAUUUCCGAAACUACCGGAUAAAUUGUUGUCAAAUUUUAUAGGUUCUUAAGAAUAUCAUGUUACAACUUUUUUCUUUCGAAUGGAAAUAAGCAAAGGAGUGUGUUUUUUAGGUAUUACAUUUAUUUAUUAUUGAUUUAAGACUUUUGUAAUAUGUGUAUUUUUUUUUUAAUUUUGUGCAACGUUUUAUAGAACAUCUAAAUAAUUCUAUAGUGUACAUUUUUUACGUCAAUUGAUUGUAAUAAUUUUCAAAAUUUUGUUUUUUUGAAAUAAUUGAAAUAGAACAGUGGGACAAAUAAACUGGGGUGCCGCAGUUUCAAAAAUUUUA
Zophobas morio is the source of this 1882-nucleotide messenger RNA. RefSeq names its product DNA-directed RNA polymerase III subunit RPC5-like. Gene Ontology annotation, biological process: tRNA transcription by RNA polymerase III. The record is from RefSeq and is a predicted model, not a curated record. Gene Ontology annotation, cellular component: RNA polymerase III complex; nucleus. The transcript has 2 exons. NCBI's taxonomy places the organism in Eukaryota, Metazoa, Arthropoda, Insecta, Coleoptera, Tenebrionidae. Bases 89 to 907 code for a protein of 272 amino acids.